Molecule: messenger RNA, 2160 nt
Organism: Impatiens glandulifera
Lineage: Eukaryota; Viridiplantae; Streptophyta; Magnoliopsida; Ericales; Balsaminaceae
Product: phosphatidylinositol 4-kinase gamma 1-like
Exons: 4
Coding region: 440-1768 (442 amino acids)
Source: RefSeq, a predicted model, not a curated record
GAUAAAAACAGUUAACAGAAAAGAAGGGGGCGGGGGGAGAGAGAGAGAGAGGAGAGAAGAAAGGGUAAUCGGUUUCGGGGAUUGGGGCAAACCAAUUUCAUCAUUUCCUCCAUCCCUUUCUCUUCUAUCUUUCUCUCUCUCGCUCGCUCGCUCUUCCGUUGCCGUUUGCCUCCCUGAAUGCCUCGCCCGUGUUCAGGUACAUGGUGGCGAUUGCUAAGCGGAGCGAGGGAUUUGCAGGAGACAACCAACUGUUAAAUCAUUGAUGAGUAUGGAUGGCUCUGUAUUUUGUAGGUGAUCAUGGAAACUAAAAGCUCCAUGGUUUUCAGUUGUGAAGUGGUGCAUGAAGCGUUUGUGGAUCAUGUUCUUUGGGGAGCAUAACUGUCCCAAAAGCUCCAAGCUUUCUCUUUUGGACAUUAUUCUAUAGCCUACACCAUUCUCAAUGAAAUUCUUUAAGAUGGCUGUAGCAGUUGAUCAUCAACAUCACGAAUUCAAGUCAACAAUAGUCAAUCCUUCUAGAUGCAGACUCCAAUCAUAUCCUCACCUUAGCAACUCCAUUCUCGAAUUUGACGAGACAAACAUAUCUCGCCCCUUAAAGCAGCAGCAGCAGCAAGACAUUAAUGAGCUUAAUAAUAUCGGUGUCCACAGAAGCUUCUCCACACCAUGUCUAUCAGUACUUGCCUAUAACCAAGAAGAAGAAGAUCUCAAUAUUAAUCAUGAAGGAAUUGAGGUAAUCGGUGGCCACCAAGAUCCAAAAUCUCGUGCUCUCAUAACAAAAGUUAUUCUAGCUUUAAAAUCUGGUUCUGCGGACCCUGUCCCAGCUUCAAGUGGGCUAAGUGGUGCUUACUUACUGCCUAUUCAAGACAAUGGUACUAGUACUACCAUUGCUGUUAUAAAGCCAACAGAAGAACCUAUAGCUUCCGGAAGUCCUAAAGGCUUUUCUGGACGAAUGCUUGGUCGACCUGGAAAAAGUCCCUCCGUACGAAUAGGUGAAACUGGUCCACGUGAAUUGGCAGCUUACCUCCUCGACCAUGGUGGAUUUUCCGGUGUUCCUCCAACUGCAUUACUCAGAAUAUCUUCUGAUGCAAUAUUUCCUACAACACCACAUUCUGAAUAUAAAAUGAUGUCUGUUCAGUGCUUUGUUGACCACGAAUCCGAUGCUGCAGAUUUCGGACCUUCAUGCUUCUCUGUGGCCUCUAUUCAUAAGAUUGGAGUUCUAGACAUCCGUCUUCUCAAUCUUGAUAGGCAUGCAGGGAACAUGUUAGUCAAGGAAAAGGAACUCGUGCCAAUCGAUCACGGCCUUUGCUUGCCCGAGAAACUCGACGAUCCAUAUUUCGAAUGGCUGCAUUGGCCUCAAGCGUUGGUUCCAUUCUCAGAGUCUGAAAUUGCUUACAUAAUGGAUCUCGAUCCCACGAAAGACGCAGAGCUUAUCAGGAACGAGGUUCCAUCCAUUAGGGAGUCCUCCAUUCGGGUUCUCGUCGUAUGCACUGUUUUCUUAAAGCAAGCUGUUAUUGCAGGGCUUUCGCUUGCCGAUAUAGGUGAAAUGAUGACCCGCGAAUAUCAUCACAGCGGGGAGGAAGAAAUAAGUUUCAGUUUGCUGGAGAGUCUUUGCAUGAGAGCAAAGGCUACGUCGAUGAUUUGCAUGGAGGAAGGCGCGGUCUCGUUUGGAGAAGCGAGUGAAGAGGAAUGGUUGCUGUUCUUGAAUGUGUUUGAAAAACUCUUGCCACAGUUCUUUGAGGGAAGAAAGAAGAAGAAGGGAAAUUGCUGCUGAAAUUUAUAGAAGAAGGUAUUUCUUUCAGUCUGGCAUACCUUUCUCUCUCUCUAUAUAUAUAUAUAUAUUUGAAAUUGUAUAUGAUUAACGGGCCGAGCCAAAUUUGUCAUAGGAAAAAAUAUAGAAUAUAUAUUCUAUGUGUGGUUAUUAUAUAUAUAUAUAUAGUAUAUAUGUAUGUACUGUACAUGCAUUGGGGAUUGGAAACGUGAUUGGCAGAAUCAAGCCAUCCUUUCUUAAAUCUUUAUUUGUUUUUCCCCUUAAACCUUGUAAAACAAACCACCAGGGUUUAGUAUUGUAAACUAAUCUUGGCCUGAUCACCUUUUUGUCUUGCCAAAUUAUCAUGUACUUUGUGGGAAUCUCUGUUGGAGAUGACAAAUAAGAUAACUUUAGUU